AUGAAUAAACCAAACAAAAAUAAUUUUAAAAUAGUUGAUAGAAUUAUUAAACUACAGAAUUGUGCUUCUACAAAGCAACAAUUGCAAUUAGUACAACAAAUCAGUCUGAGUUAUGCUACAGGGGAGGAAGAGUUGUUAGAGUUAUUAAUUCAACGCCGAAUUAUACAAAAAAUAGAUCUUUCUUCUUUAGAUAGUGUAUUGUUUGAAAUUUUAUCUACAUCAACUUCAGAAAAAAUUCAAUAUUCUUUAUCUAAUUAUUUUUCUAAUGGUAUUGUUCAAUUAAAAUCUUCACUAAAUGUGGAUUAUCAGCCAUUACAAAAUUUAUUAAUGGCAUAUGAUUAUAAAGAAGCAGAUAAAUUAACACAGCUACAAUUAUGUAAAUUAGCGGGUUUAGAUCGAAAUUCUACAAGGAAUUGGUUAUAUUUUACAGAUAUUGCACUAUUACCAUCAGAUGAUCUUUUAACGAUAGAUUUAUUAUGGCGCAUGUAUUCACGAGAUAAAUUUGGUUUUUCGCAACAGAGAAAGAUCUGGCUUAAGAAUAGUGCUGACUGGGAAAAAUUUUGGCGACAAAUUGGAUGGAUUGAUCAAGGUGUUGCUCGUCGCUAUCCAGAUGAAUUUACUUGGGAUAUCGAUGCACCACACGGUCAUUUGCCAUUAUUUAAUCAGUUAAGAGGAGUACAGGUUAUAUCAGCUUUAUUCAAUCAUAUUGCUUGGCAUAUAUAA
Chondrus crispus (carragheen) is the source of this 723-nucleotide messenger RNA. The record is from the annotation of a RefSeq genome assembly. NCBI's taxonomy places the organism in Eukaryota, Rhodophyta, Florideophyceae, Gigartinales, Gigartinaceae.